This is a messenger RNA of Aegilops tauschii subsp. strangulata, 2319 nucleotides long. The record is from RefSeq and is a predicted model, not a curated record. Lineage: Eukaryota; Viridiplantae; Streptophyta; Magnoliopsida; Poales; Poaceae.
AUGGACGAGCUGAAUGGAGAAAUAGUAGGCGCCGUUGAGAAAUGGUGCAAGCUUGUUGCAGCUCUAUCGAGCGGUCAACGCGCUAGAGUGGUUGAUUCAACAUUGCACAGCAUGCUGCAGAUACCAUCUAUUAAGAUGCGUACCCUACUGAUUAGGUAUAUGAUUGAGAAUUUUCAGGCCAGCACGGCCAGAUUCAUUAUACAAGAGCAGGUUGGGGAGAUGACUCUCGGUGCGGUCGACGUCGAGUGCAUCUUUAACCUCGAGAACCAAGGACUGUCCGCUUCGGACAUUCUGACUGAAGAAGGCGAGGACACCAAGGAGCGGGUGCCGCCACAAUUUCUCAGUAAGACAUCAGAAAACAUAGCGAUAGAUAAUCUCAUUGAGGACAUAAUUAAAAGUAAAGCCACCGACGAUGAUUUCCUUUGGGAAGUAGUCCUUGUCCUGUUAGGAACAAUUAUUGCUCCCAUGUCGAGCAAGAUUGUGCAAAAGCAGUACUACGCUUUGGUCGAUGAUGUGAAACGUAUUUCAAAGAUUAACUGGAAUGCCUUCACCCUGCGUGUUCUCCUUGAUUGCCUUCGCAUAGUGAAGAAAGGCAAACACCUCCGCCAAUGGCCGAAAGGCAAUUUGGCUCUCUUGCAGUACUUGUACUGGGAGAAGGUGCAACCGGUCGAAGGCGAAUGCGCCUAUAAUCCCAACUUGUCCAUACAACCUCUUAUGAGGAACUGGACCGAAGGUGCAGCCACUAGGAGAGAUCGGUUCGACUAUGACAAUGGGCGCGGCCGUGGUAACGUCAGGAUCGAAAAUAAUAUCACCCAGGAGUAUAGGGCUCAGGAGCCCAACAUCCCAAAUAAUGCGCCUACCAUGAAGCCAAAAACCAAGCCUGCAAAUGGAAACGCAAAGAAGUCGACGACAGCCCCAAUGUCGAAAGAUUUGAUGGAGCUUCUAAUGAAGCGGUUCAUGGAUUUCAUACACACCCAGAUGAGGGAAAUCCCUGAUCAAGUUGCUGAGAGGUUGUUGGAGAAGCUGAACAAAUCAGGUGUCAUGUACAAGCCGGCUGCUGCCGUGCCAUCCGCGGACAAUGAUGUGGAUGAAGAACUGGAUUCGUUCGAGAAUGGUCCAUAUGAAAAGAAGGAAUUCAUGUACAAGGAUGACAUAGACUCACACGGAGAGCCUGUCCUUGACAUGACGCAGCCUGAUGAAGUGGUUCCCAACCAUAAAACCGUACCUGACUAUGUCGUUGGUACUUCUACUCAAGGACCUUCAUCGGACAUAGACAUUUGUCCAUCUUCUGUCAGCAAGUUCAUGGCUAAGGCGAAUGGAAAAAAGGGUGCAACAAUCGAUAAGGAUGAGGAAGUUAUGUCCGGUAAGCGCAAGAGGACCGUUCCUAAGAAAUUUGAAUCCCCCUACGCACUUGACAAGCCCAGCAGGCUUCCCAACCGUGGUCAGAAACCCUCCGGUACUUCUACUGCUACUAGAGUUCUGUUUUCUGAAAAUCAUGAGCCGGAGGUUGUGGCAGAUGAGUUGACGCCGGAAAUAAUUGAUGCAGCUGUUUCAUUUGUCGAGUUAGCUGCUAGCACCGAGAAGAAUAAGGGGAAGAAAGUUUACUACAGUGAAGGGCGUGGCAUAUCUCUGACUUCCGAAAGGAUUCGACCGGUACUAACUCACAGAUGGCUGUCGGACGAUGUAAUUGAUGCUUAUAUGGGACAUUUGGAGCUGCGCGUUGGUCAUGAUCGUUACCUCUGUCCAGCGUGGAGGUCCAAAUUCCUUGUAGAUCGUGCUAUCACACGAGACGAUCCAUUGCCGUCGAGCUGCAACAUGGAUAGUGCUCUGUCCAAAGCUGGAGCAGUUAAGAGAGUCACGAAAGAGUAUACUGUGCGUGAUAAGACGUAUAUCACGUUGAAUAUCGACAAUGCCCACUGGAUAACCGUGGCCAUGCACUUGAUCAAGCAAGAAUUCCAAGUUCUCGAUUCGCUCUAUCCUCUGGACCUGACAGAAAAGACUGUGAAAGCACUGCGAAUGGCUAUAGCACACGAUAUGCACCUAGCAAAUCUUAUUACACCAGGGAAAUAUCCGGACGUAAGUAAGUGGCCUAUCAAGGAGUAUGACAUGCCCCAGCAAGAGGAUGGGAACUCUUGUGGCCUUUUUGUCACAGAAUGUCUAGAACAUUGGGACGGGGACCGAAUGACCCGCGAUUUUUCACAGGCCACCGUUGACGCAAGGAGAAGACGUUUCGUCGCGGAGUUGAUUAUGUCACCUUCGAACACGAUGGAGUGUGUGAAGAACAAAAUUCGCGAAAUCGCAAGGAAAAGGCGCGCCUGA